AUGUCAUACCCAAACCUCCCGACUCUUACGCCUCAAAAACCGCUUCCUGGAGCCUAUUUCCAGACUCCUGCGCCCAAUCAUGUAUCGAACGCGUCGCUGAUCUCGUCCAAGCCAGCUCCUGCCCCGGCGGAGCGAGCUUCGCCAGCUUCUCUACCGAAGCUCCCCCCGGCGGCGUCGAAGUCUCAAAGUCAGACGCUGAGCAUUGAGGAGCGCGCGGCAAGCACGGUCGAUGAUACUCUCGUUCAGGAGUCGCGUUAUCCUGAUCUGGAUAGCUACCUGUCUCAAGGGUUCUCUUCCGACUAUGACAUUCCCACCGCGUCCGCAUGGGCUCCCUUCCAGAAGGUAAAGAUGUAUAAUAUUCCCGAUCAGAUCUUUGAUCAGUACAACCGAGCACAGGUCUCCACGAGCAUGGGUCUCUUCGCCGAGUUGAAUCAUGCCUGGGUUGCUAUCGACAACGCCCUGUACAUCUGGGAUUACACGCACCCCAACCCUCAGUUGGUCGGUUUUGAAGAACAACCCAACAGUAUAAAUGCGGUCAAGCUGGCGAAGCCUCGCGCAGGAGUGUUCUUGCCAUCGAUCACCCACCUACUCGUCAUUUCAACCACGGCCGAUGUGAUCUUGCUUGGAAUGGGAUGCGAAACACUAGCUGGAGGAGCGCGACAAGUAUCGCUAUAUCAGACCGGCAUGUCGACCUCGAUCCGUGGCCUGGACAUCCACGUCAUUGCCUCGUCGGAUGCGACUGGCCGUAUCUUCUUUGGUGGAUCUUCCGACAACGAUGUCUACGAACUCACGUACCAACAGGAGGAGCGGUGGUUCCAGGGCAGGUGCGCCAAGGUCAACCAUACCAGCUCGCGUAUCUCUGCGUUCACACCGACCCUGAGCUUCACACAAAAGACGACCGAGAAUGUGGAACAGAUGGAGAUCGAUGACACUCGAAGACUGCUGUACACGCUAUCAUCGUCCUCGACCAUCAGAGUCUUCCACAUGAAGCCCGACGGCACUCUAGCGCUGGCCAUCACUAAGCUAGCCAUGGACAUUUACGCCAACAUUGGACAUAUCAUUGCCUCGAACGAAACUCUUAAUCCUAAGGUCAGAAUUGUCUCGAUCAGCCCCAUCCCAGCCGCCGAGGCGUCGAGAUAUCAUCUCAUGGCUACUACCGCGACCGGUUACCGCAUCUAUCUCAGUGCCACAGCGUCUUAUAGCUGGUCCCCAGCUCCUAAUGGCACGAACGCGCCGACAAGCAUGCAGGCGCACCAUGUGAAGACACCGCCAUUUGAUAACGCUCCUUCGACACCAAUGGAAUUAGGCCAACCACGAUUCCAAACCUCUGGAGCUUCCAGAGUUCCAAUCCACUCCCUCAGCCCCACCAGAUUCAGUGUCCGAUAUCCACCAGGAUACUUCUUCUGCUUCACGUGCAAGGAUCCUACGCAGAAGACCGACACUCUUUUCAUCUCUUCUCCCGAUUCGGGGCGAGUUGCUCGCUCCCAGGAGAACGUCAUCCCUGGAAAGGCUGCUGAGACGGGCAUUUGGCUCUCUCUGGGUAGCAGAGCCGAGGACGUCGGUCUUUGCUCGCAACCAAGCCCUGCUGCCCUCACUCCUGGGGGUUUUGGCAACGAACUUGCUGUUCAAUUUGACAGUCCGGCAGCCGAGGUUGCAAUCUUGACCAACACCGGUAUCCACGUCAUCCGCCGGCGACGACUUGUUGAUAUCUUUGCGGCGUUGGUUCGUAGUGGUGGAAGUGGUAGCGAUGAAGGACUUGAAGGCGAAGUCAAGAAUUUCAUCCGGACUUACGGUCGAAGCGAGACUCUUGCGACAGCGCUCGCUGUUGCAUGUGGCCAGGGAGUGGAAAUCUCAUCAGACUCUCGACUCACUCAAAUCAAUGAUCCUGAUGUUCUCGAGUUCGCUCGGAAGGUUUUCAUCGAAUAUGGAGGCCGACCCACGAUGAACGAGAACGCGGUUGCUGACAGCUCCACACCCGCAAUUGAUGCGGUUGUCCUAUCACCCCGACAUACCGGCAUUGCUCUUUACAUCUCAAGACUAUUGCGAUCGAUCUGGAAAAAGGAGAUUGCCAAAGUCGGUGCCUCGCCGAAUGGCGCUCAGACAAUUUCUCCAUCUGUGUCGACAGCCAAGCUGCAGAGCGUACAGAAAGACCUGUCUGCUUUGCACGAUUUCUUCAAGGCCAACAAGAGUUUUAUCGAAGGAUUGAGCGGCCCUGAAGCCCUGACUCGUGUAUCGACCAAACAAGAAGAGACCGCAUUGCAAGCAGAACACAGAGCACUUCACUCUCUUGUACAAUUGGUAUCCCACACCAUUGAAGGCAUCUCCUUUGUCUUGGUGCUUUUCGAUGAGCGUGUCGAUGAAAUCGUGGCCACUUUGCCGGAUGAGUCGAAGCAGCGUUUCCUCAAGCUGACUUUUGAAGAGCUCUUCAGCACCAGCAAGGGCCAUGACAUUGCUAAGGAGUUGGUCAAGGGAAUCGUGAACCGGAAUAUUGCCAAGGGCUCCAAUGUUGAGACAGUAGCUGAUGCUCUCAGACGGCGAUGCGGUAGCUUCUGCAGUGCGGAGGAUGUGGUCAUCUUCAAGGCGCAAGAGCUUCUGAAGAGAGCCACCGAAGCCGGUGCAAACUCAGAACUUGGCCGCAACUUGCUUAACGAGAGUCUGCAUCUGUUCCAGCAGGUGUCGGAUAGCCUGCCUAUGGACUACUUGAUCUCCGCGGUCGAAAACUACAUUUCGAAUCAGUUCUUUGCUGGUGCAAUCCAACUUGCUUUGAAUGUCGCAGCUCGUUCCGACAAAGCCAACAUGGCGCUUUCGUGGAUUGUGGACGGGCGCCCUGAAGAUGAUUCCCGACGCGAUUACUUCUACUUCAGGAAGCAAUGUUACGAUCUUAUCUCCAAGGUCAUCAUUGCUGUCGACAAUCUUGCCGCGCAGGACCCGGGUGUGGUUGAUGGACAGCUCACAAUCGUGGCCAAGCGCAAGAAGGAGGCCUACAGCGUCAUUUCAGAUUCAUCGGAUGAGGUGUUCUUGACGAGCCUGUACGACUGGUACCUGGAACAGGGCUGGAGUGAUCGGUUGCUGCAGAACAACUCUCCGUUCGUGGUGACUUAUUUGGAACGCAAGUCAACUGAUGAUCUUUCGCAUGCGGACCUUCUCUGGAGAUAUUACGCCCAGUCGGAGAGAUUCUACGAGGCGGCCACUGUACAGUAUCACCUUGCGCAGAGUGCCUUUGCUCUGCCGCUUGGCCGCCGAAUUGAGUAUCUGGGCCGCGCUAGGGCAAACGCCUCGAUCUACACGCCGGAUGUGGGUCGGCAGUCACGGCAGCGCCUCUUGCAGGAGAUCUCAACUCUGAUUGAUGUUGCAAACAUCCAGGAUGACCUCCUGCAGCGUUUGAAGGAUGACACUCGGAUUGCGCCCGAGCGCCGGACGGUGGUCUUGAAGGAUGUGGAUGGUCCCAUCAUGGACAUCAGCACCCUUUUCAACCAAUACGCCGACCCAGGGAGCUACUACGAUAUCUGCCUACAAAUCUACUACCUCGCAGACCACCGCAACCCAGCUGAUAUCAAGGGCACAUGGCAGCACUUACUUCAGACACUUCAUGACGAAGCUCUCGAGAGAGGGGAGGCGCAGCCAUAUGAAGUCGUGAUCGAGAAAGUGCGCAGCCUGGGCAGCCGUCUGCGGAUGUCUGAGAUUGUCUUCCCGGUCAAAGAACUCCUGCCGAUGAUCGAACGGUAUGCACUGGAGAAUCAGCGUGAUGUCGGACCCCCGACCUGGAUCAUCGAUCUGUUCCUGGAUCUCGGAGUCGCGCACGAGACCCUCUACGCGGUUCUCGAAGCGAUGUACUACACCGAUGAGGCGCCGUUCCACGGAUCGAACCGCAAAUACAUCGCCCGGGACCUGCUCUACCUGAUCGGAGUCUGGUACCACGAGACGGUCCGGCUGGGAGGCAUCGUGUUCGGAAGCGAUGCGGUCGCCGAGCGUAUCUCGGAGACGCUUCUCCUGCUGCAGCAGGGCGGUAUCCCGGCCGAACAGGUGCAAGCGGCGCAGGAGCUGCGCACGCGGAUCGCAGAGGUCCUGCAGUAA
Molecule: messenger RNA, 4074 nt
Organism: Aspergillus clavatus NRRL 1
Lineage: Eukaryota; Fungi; Ascomycota; Eurotiomycetes; Eurotiales; Aspergillaceae
Product: putative non-repetitive nucleoporin
Exons: 5
Coding region: 1-4074 (1357 amino acids)
Biological process (GO): protein import into nucleus; RNA export from nucleus; transcription-dependent tethering of RNA polymerase II gene DNA at nuclear periphery
Cellular component (GO): nuclear pore; nuclear pore inner ring
Molecular function (GO): structural constituent of nuclear pore
Source: RefSeq, a predicted model, not a curated record